AUGAUAUAUUUUUUAUCAUUAAUCUGCGUAGCAUCCAGUCUAAGUAUCGAAUACUUGCCUUAUGGAUUAAUGCUCAAAUACUUUUUUCAUGAUACAGAUACAGUAACAAUGGAAUUAUGAAUUCCUAGAAAAUAUGAAAAUAUUUUUGAUUGAGCAGGCAUUGCAAUACAAGAUGCAGCAGAUUCUCAAGAAACAUUUCGUUGUGACUAUUAUAUUGCAGUUAUGGAUGGAGGAGUUUUCACUGAUAGAUUUUCAACUACUAACGGACUUCCACUGAUUGAUGAAGAUUUAGGGGGUACAAAUGAUAUUAAUUCUAGCAGAAGAUAUGAACAAAAUUAUCUGGUGCAAAGUUUGACAAGAAAAUUUAACACUGGUGAUGAAUACGAUGUGCAGCUUGAAUGGAAAAAACCUUAUGAAUUAAAAUGGGCACUUGGUCCGAUAAUUGAUGGGAAUAUUGGGCAGCAUAGUUUAAGAUAUAUGGGUUUUGAGUACUUCUUAAUGGCUGAUGAAUAUUUCGAUAAAAAUGAUGAUGAAAGACGAAGGUUUGGCCCUUGAUUUGAAAAAGAUUUGACUGGGAUCCCUGAUUUUAAUUCAGAAGCUGCUAAAGAGGAGCGCACUUUAGGCUCAGGAUUAAAAGCAUUAAAAUAUCUUAUAGAUGAUACUGAAGAUAUUCAAUUCACAUUAGGGUCUUCCUCAGAAUUCCUAUCAAGAGGCAUGUCUGUGUCUUGGGAUUUAUCUAAAAAAAGGGAUAUUAUUUUAGAUAUUUUUGUGCCAAAAGCAACAGUAGAAGGAUAUCAGUAUAUAAUUUUUCAAUUUAUGCCUUCUUAUCUACCACAAGAUGAAUAUUAUAGAGAUAGCUAUUAUGCUGAACUACCUGAUGGAAUUUUAAUUGAUGGAUAUAGUAAAAUAGAUGGACCAAAACAUUCAAAUGACAUAGAUUUAGGAGGGAAAAAUGAUAUAAUUUCUUCAAUAGAAAUUACAGAUAAUGUAAUUCAUUAUAAUAUUAAAAGAAGUAGACUAACUGGAGAUGAAUAUGAUAUAGAUUUUGUUUAUGGGCAGGCAUAUCAGGUUGAAUGGACAUUAGGCAAAAGAGAUGAAAACGGAAAUGAUUUGCAAAUUCCUUGACAUGAUUGGGGUUUUGAGUAUUUUCCCCUCUUGAGCUAUUAUGAAGAUAGAAAUAGAGAUGAAAGAGCUCAUUAUGGGGAAUUUUAUAAGUAUGCACCACCUGAAGCUUCAAGAUCAGAAAAUAAUAGGCCUGCAGAGUAUGAGUGAUCUAAAAUUUUAGAUGUAAGAUUUAGUGAGAGAUAUAAGAAAAUUAUUGAAGAUAUGUUAAGCGAAUCUAACUCAAAGAAUUCAAAAAUUGAUAUGAUCUCCCUCAUGUUCUAG
This is a messenger RNA of Blepharisma stoltei, 1386 nucleotides long. NCBI's taxonomy places the organism in Eukaryota, Ciliophora, Heterotrichea, Heterotrichida, Blepharismidae. The record is from the annotation of a GenBank genome assembly.